CGGUGAUGUCAUCGCUGCCGCGGGGUGCGGCGCGCAGGGCGGGCGCCAGGGGGCGCUGUCCGUGCCGCCCCUCAGGGCGGGACCCUCGGGCGGAUCCGCGCUGCCCCUUCCCGGCCCUCUCCGCUCCCUUUCCCGCUCCGCUUCCCGGCCCUUCCCGCACUCCCCCCGGCCCCUCGGCACCCCAGCACCUUUCCCCCAGCCAAACAUGCGCCUGGUUCGCCGGCGGUAACGCGCAGAGCGUUGGGGAGUGGAGAGAGCAUCCUCCCCGUGGCUCCCCAUCCACCAUGGACAUGGAGUUUCCUGUGGGAAUGAUCCCUCAAAAACCUCCUUGUGGUGGCACGUGGGCAGGCGGCAGCAGCAGCGGGGAGCAGCGCUUUGUGGCAGCUGGUCACACAAUCACUGAGACUCUGCUAGAUAAUGCCUUGGGCUUGGUAUUGCAUUGGGAAACUCAUCCAGGAGCAGCUGGAUCCAUCCCUUCUCCCUCAGUCAGCAUAAAAGGAAAGCACCUGAGAUGUUCCAGCAGAGCAGUGCUGGAGAAAAUCCCUUUGUCCAGCAGGCAGACAACCAGCACUGGAGUCAGGACAAGUAAAAUGUCUGCAGAACAGAAGCAUUCUGAGUAGUGAAAGAGGUCCCUGGGUAGUAUUCAAAGGAGAGCAUGUGGUCAAAUUGAACUUGGAAAUAUUUACCAGAGCAAAAGCAAAUCCUGGGCUGCAUCUCCCAAUUACCUGACGUUUUUGA
Messenger RNA from Ficedula albicollis (Collared flycatcher), 738 nucleotides. RefSeq lists its product as uncharacterized. The transcript has 3 exons. The coding region runs from base 6 to 620 and encodes 204 amino acids. The record is from RefSeq and is a predicted model, not a curated record. Lineage: Eukaryota; Metazoa; Chordata; Aves; Passeriformes; Muscicapidae.